ACUAGCCUAGAUGCAUCAUCUCAUCUCCCCACCAUAUAUUUCUCUCCAAUGAAUAGACCGGGUCCGCGCAUCUCAUCUUCCAAUCCCACCUAUUCUAUUCUUGAUCGAGUCCCGACUCCUAGCCGCCGGAAUAGAGCUUCGGCGCCAAGAUGGGCCUCGAGGGUUCGCCCGGAUGAGAUCGCUUCGCCGGCGCCCUGCGUCGGCUUUGCCCCUCAGUCGUACAGCCCGUCGUGCAGCCCCUCAGCCGCUCUUCCCUUUGCCCCGGCGUGAAGAACAACGAUCUGUCGAUCUAGUUGGUGUGGCUGUGACAGGAGAGAAUACGAGGGGCUCCUUGCAGCUGGGCUCUACUUGCCUCUACCAAACUAUUUUCUUUUCUUUACUCUUGUUCGCUAUGCUCUCUCAAUCAGACCGAAACAUUACCAUUGGCGUCAAUGUUCCCGUCAGUAAGUUCAAUCAGAUUUGGAUUUUAUUCAGAGCAGUUUUGAUCUAUAUUUCCAAGAGCAGUUUUGAUCUAUAUUUCCAAGAGCAGUUUUGAUCUAUAUUUUUCGUCGACCUACCAAUAUUGUGUUACUGAAGGAAAAUGGAAUGAAUAAGAUGAAGAGGUAACAUUAAUGGCCACAGAUAGUGAUCGUGUCUGGUGUGGCAAAGGUAACCCAUUCAUCAUUUUUUGGUGAGACCACAUAACUGAAGUGAGACUUUUACCACUGAUUUUUUGGAGAUGCUUUGUUCGAUGUAGUUGCUCAAUGCUUUAUGAUAUGUCGUGCUUCACAACUGAAACACGCUUUUACCACUGAUUUUUUGAAGAUGCUUUGUUCAAUGUAGUUGCUCAAUGCUUUGUGAUAUAUGUCGUGCUUCACAACUGAAACACGCUUCACUGCCUCCUCUUGUCUGUUGGCAAGCCGCAUCCAAACAGAAGGAGCUCGCAUUGGAGCAGUGGAGCUGCACUACUCGAGCUUGCUCUCACCGCAAUCUAUGCAUAUGCAUUGCAUCAACAUCUAAUCCUGGUAUAGGCACAGCCUUCUGAUGUGAGAUUGGCACAGCCAAUUUUGUUAAUUAUGGCGAUCUCAUGGUCUCCCCCCAUCUCUAUCCUUUUUUGGGUUAUGAUGUGAUUGUGAAAAUCCCCCAUCAUCACAAGAGUUAUUGAGCAUAAAUUAAUAAUUAAGGGAAUACCUGUAUGUAUGUGUUGUGCUACAGAAGAUGCCCCAUUGGUCUGUCAAAGGAAAGAUGAGCUUGCUAGCUUGGACCAAGGCUGCAUGAGGAAGGCCAUCAACUGGAAUAGUUUGGACGUCAAGUAACUAGAAUUUGGUUCAUUUCAUACACAAAUCAUCUUCUUUGCUGGUAAAAGUAACAAACUACCAAUAUCACCAUAUUAUGCAUAUGAUUUUACUGUUUUUCUUUGUAUUGAGCAUUGCUCCGUGAGCUACAUAAAUUCUUCAUUUUUUAUCUAUAUUCGCAUACUACUAUGUUGCAAACUUUUAGCCAUUGAAGUCUCCAGAGCAUUUGUUAUUAGCAUAGCUUUGCUGGCAAAUCUGUUUGUUCUCGCGUACCAAAAAAUAUCUAUGAUGAAAGUGGUAUACGACAUCUUGCUUGGUGAUUAAAUGUUAUUGUAAUUUUGGUUUGGAUAGACAAAGUGUUGUGCAAAAUAUAAUAACAUUUUGUACUGUAAUAGUUCGUACUUAUCAUACUUUCUGCCAUGUAAUUUUUAUAUGUAUAUAUACUGUUCACAUUUGCCAAAAGCUUGAGCAACCCAAGCAAAGUUUCAUCUGGUUGUUUGGUCCAACUAUCAUUGUUUCUAAGCAAAUUAUAUACAUUUCUGGAUUCAUAUGCAUGUAUGAUCCUACCCCAUCCAUUAUUUGUUUCAUUUUAGAUAGGAUUGACUGAAAUUAGCAUUUUACUUCAUGAAACUCACAAUAUAUGCACUAAAAUUCCCGCAGCAACGCGCUGGGUUUCCUUCUAGUUGUGUAAAAAGUUACGUACGGGUUCGCUGUGAACUUCCGACCAGGUCGAAUCCCUAGCCCACGCCACGACGCCAUUUGUUCCUCGUCAGGAACCCUAGCCGCGCCAGCCCGCCGCCGCCCCGCCGGCAGCCCUCCGCGGCCCUCUCCUCCUCCGUCCGUCCCGCCGUCGCCUUCCUCUCCUCCUUUCCGUCGACCUCUUCGCCGCCGUUGGCCUGCUUUGCCGGGCUGCAGCCCCAUCUGGGCGCUCGGGCCGUAGUCUUUGCGGAGGAAACCAGCCGAGCAGUCCAGUCCACACACACCCCAGGCCCGCUUCUGGCCCAUAUGCCGGCGACAACCAACCGGACCAGAGCUCCUCGACAGACACAGACACAGCGCCUCCCAAGCCCUAACGGCAACACCGACACCGGCCACGCGGCGGCCGGCUCACCGUAGCCGUCCCCUCGCGCUCGCCUUCGCCAGCGCGGCAGCGCCGUCCGUCGGUGUCGCACCCGCCACCACCUCUUCCCCCUCUCCCUUCCGCCGCCGCAACCGCGCAGCUGCCGCAGCCACUCGCCGCCGACACCAAACCGCGCCGCCCGGCCGCCUCCUGCUGUUCCGCGCUCGUCCCUUGCCGUGCAUAUGGACGAAGAGCGCGUGGAACGGGAAGGCCGCCGCCUCAAGAAGAAGGCGAAGCAUCGUGAUGAAGAGGGGAAGGCGAAGGAUAAAUUGAAGCGUCGCACAGAUGAAAAGGCAACUGAGGCUGAUUCGGUCGCAGAAAAAGUUAAGGAGGAGGCUGUGGUAGGCGCUGCGGAGGAGAAAGAAGGCCACAAGCGCAAGAAAGGGAAGGGCCGCAGUGAGGAGACGAAGAGCAAGGAGAAUGUUCCAGUCGUUUCAGGUAGCAUAGAGAACGGUGUUGGUGAGGAGCAGGCCAAGAAGUCGGGCUCGAUGGCGCCUUGUUCGGAGGGUGCCAUGAACAAAGACAAUGUGAAGAAAGACAAGAAGAGAAGGAAGGAGGAGAAGAAGAAAGAGAAAGAAGCUGAUAUGACUGAGCAGAAGCAGAGUUUUGAUACUACUGUUGGUAAGGAGCAAGCUGAAACUUCUGGCUUGAUGGAGGUAACGCCCUGUUUGGAGCUCGCCCAGGGCGAUAUGAGCAAAGACAAGGUGAAGAAAGUCAAGAAGAAAAAGAAGGAAGAGAAAGAAGCUGAGAAGACUGGGCAGCAGAAGCAGACAUUUGAUACUACUGUUGGAAAUUCAGGGGCAAAGUAUGCAGAGGGAGACAAGGUUGAGGGAAAACAGUCUAGCAAGGCAAAGAAGAGCAAACGCAAGAGUGAUGAUGGUGCACCUGCUGCUGAUCAAAUCGUGACAAGAGAAUACAAGAAGAAAAAGAAGGAGCAUUCAGUUGUGCUGGAAGAGAGCAGCCAAACCGAAAAUAGCAAUGAAGGUGAGAAUAGAGAGAUUAAGAAGGGAGGAAAGGAAAGGAGUAAAGCCAGUCCAGACUUUAGUGAGAAUGCAUCUGCUGGGGGAGAGGAAGCUGGUGUAGAUGGUAAUGAUGAUAAGAAGAAAAAGAAGAGCAAGGGGAUUGGAGGAGGGAAAAAAGAGAAAGAAAAGUCAGUUCGGUCAACAAAGGGUAAGCAGGUGAGUUUUGCUGAUUCCGCGGAGAUGUUUAGAACCGAAGGUGGUGAUGGGGAGGGGAUUGGAGGAGGAAAACAGAAGGAAAAGGCAGCUCUGUCAAAGAAGAAAGGUAAGCGGGUGAGCUUUGCUAAUUCUGCGGAGGUGUUUAGCAUUGAAGGUGGUGAUAAUGAAGAGGAUGGCAUCAGCAAUGAAUCGAAAAGUGUGCAUGGUCGAUUUACCCCAGAGGAAGACGCCGCCCUCAUGGAAGCUAUGAGGGGUUACGCAGAGAUGAAGCAACUGGGAGAGAAAGGUUUAGAGAUGAUUGGGUCUUGUCGUAAAUAUCCAGAGCUAAAGGGUUGUUGGGAUGAUAUAGCGAAAUCGUUACCCCAUAGACCUUACUUGGCCAUAUACAGGCGAGCACAUACAUUACUCCAUAGGAGCUCCGGAUGUAAAUGGACAGAUGAAGAAAAAGAGCAGAUUCGGCGGUUUGUCGAGAAAAAUGGCACGGAUUGGAAAACACUGGCACAGGAACUUGGAAAGAGUGAGAUCCAUGUAAAACAUGCUUGGAGAAGAAUAAAACCUAAGAAGAAAAAAGGUGCUGAUGAUGAAGAGGAUGUCAGUGGUGGUGAAUCUGAACUUGUACAUGGACAUCGGUUUACCACAGAGGAAGAUGCCAUCCUCAUGGAAGCUAUGAGGGAUUACGCAGAGCUGAAACAACUGGGAGAGAAAGGCUUAGAGAUGAUUGGGUCUUGUAGUAAAUACCCAGAGCUCAAGGGUUGUUGGGAUGAUAUAGCGAAGUCGUUACCCCAUAGACCUCACGAGGCCAUAUACCAUCGAGCGCGUAUAUUACUCUAUAGGAGUGCUGAACGUAAAUGGACAGAUGACGAAAAAGAGCAGAUUCGGCGGUUUGUCGAAAGCAAUGGAACGGAUUGGAAGACAUUGGCACGGGAACUUGGAAAGAGUGAGAUCCACGUAAAAGAUACUUGGAGAAGAAUAAAACCUAAGAACUUGAAAAAAGGACGUUGGACUCAGGAUGAACACCAAAACUUGUUUGAUUUGGUGAACCUUGACUUGCGUCUGAAAGCCCAUCAAAUCAAAAAUCCUGAUCAUCGGCUGCUAAGAGAUAACAUUUCCUGGGAGGCCAUCAGUGAUAAAUUGACCACCCGUAAUCACAAGAAUUGUUGCCUCAAGUGGUACGAAACAUUAGCAUCUCCGAUGGUCAAGGAAGGAGUCUGGGCUGAUGUUGAUGAUUAUCUACUGGUGGAAGCGCUUCAAAAGGUUGAUGCUGUCUGUAUUGAAGAUGUUGACUGGGACAGCCUACUUGAUCACAGGUCUGGGGAGGUUUGUCGUCAAAGAUGGAACCAGAUGGUCCGCGCCAUUGGUGGCCACAGGGAGAAGCCUUUCAUCGAACAAGUGGAAGUGCUGUCGAGGCGCUACUGCCCAGAAAUGAUUGAAUACAGGAAGUGAGGAAAAAGUGUAGGAAUUAUCACCCGUCAAACUUGUAAGCCCAGACAAAACAGCAAGCAUGAUGUGUCAAAUCUUGCUCGUCACUUCCAUGGUAUGUGGAGUAGCCCGUAGGAUGCCAGGCUUGCGGGAUUUAUGGGGUGUAGAAAUGUAUCAACGGUACAUGGUUCACCAGUGAGCAAGCUAGGUUAUGAUUUUGUUUUCCUUCUAUUGUCCUCACGAACAUCUUUACUCAAACCUGAAUACAUGAUCACUUCAGGGACUCCACUCA
Messenger RNA from Triticum dicoccoides, 5283 nucleotides. RefSeq names its product DNA-binding protein REB1-like. The coding region runs from base 2577 to 5015 and encodes 812 amino acids. NCBI's taxonomy places the organism in Eukaryota, Viridiplantae, Streptophyta, Magnoliopsida, Poales, Poaceae. The record is from RefSeq and is a predicted model, not a curated record. The transcript is spliced from 17 exons.